This is a messenger RNA of Rhea pennata, 1539 nucleotides long. RefSeq names its product BPI fold containing family B member 3 (gene BPIFB3). The coding region runs from base 1 to 1539 and encodes 512 amino acids. The transcript has 15 exons. Gene Ontology annotation, molecular function: lipid binding. The record is from RefSeq and is a predicted model, not a curated record. Lineage: Eukaryota; Metazoa; Chordata; Aves; Rheiformes; Rheidae.
AUGUCCCAGUUCUGGGCAGUUUUCCUUCUCUGCGGCCUGCUGACCCCUUCACAAGGACUUCUUGGAAAUAUCCCCUUGGUUUCCAGAGUGGAUAAAGAUGCCGUAGAAAAAGCUAUUACAGGGUCGCUUACCAAAGGCAACUUUCUCCAAGGGCUCCUAGAUGGUCUCCUUGGUGGGGAUCAGCUCAGCAGUCUCCUUGGUGGCGGCCUCCUUGGCGGAGACAUUCUUGGCAGCGGCCUCCUUGGCGGAGAUGGUCUUGGCGGCGGCCUCCUUGGCGGAGGUGGUCUUGGUGGUGGCCUCCUUGGCGGAGAUGGUCUUGGUGGUGGCCUCCUUGGCAAACAAGGUCUGCUGGGUGCAGUGCAAGGGCUCACAGGGCUGAAAAUCGUGAACAUUACCCUCCCCCAAAUCACCCUGCGCUUCCUGCCAGGGAUCGGGCUCCAGCUGAACCUCUACACUCAGCUCACGAUAGACGGUGGCUUUGCUACAGGUGGGCUGCUCCGUGCUCAGGUCAAGGCAAACGUUACGGCAAGAGCCAGGCUGGCCCAGGACGCGUCGGGGGCGCUGAAGCUGGUCAUCGAAGACUGCAGGACUCUUCUGGGAGACAUCAACAUCCGUGUGGGACCCAAACUGCCCGUUCUGGAUCAAGCUUUGAAAGGCGUCCUUGGGAGCGCCCUGCCUAAACUGCUGUGCCCCGUCAUCGACACCGUGCUUGGCGCUGUGAACUCGCUGCUCGGCACCGUCACUUCUGUGCUCCCGCUCGGGGCGCUGGGGACCCUCCAGUACGCGCUCGGGUCCCUCCCCGUCAUCGGCGACGAGUCCCUCCAGCUGGAUCUGAACCUGCUCGUGCGGGACGCCGAGGGCAACGUGGUGGAGCAGCGCCCGGGAACGGCGGCGCCCGUCCUGCCACCGCCGGCCGCCGGCGUCUCCCAGCUCGGCCUCUCGCAGACGGCGCUCGGCGCCAUGCUGGACCUCGUCCGCCGCCACGGCGCCUUCGACACGGACGUCGCGGUGGCGGACUCGGCUGGCCCGGCGGGCGCCCUGCUGUCGACGUCCGCGCUGCGCUCGCUGCUGCCGCAGCUCUCCGCAGCCAUCCCCGAGUCCCUGCCGCUGGUGCUGCGGGUGCGGAGCGCCGGCGCCCCGGCCGUGUCCCUGCGGAACGGGAAGGCGACCGCCCGCGUCGCAGCCGCCCUCGCCGUGCUCGCCCGGCGCCCCGGCGCCGCGCCGCAGCCGCUCUUCACCCUCGACGCGGACAUCGACAUGAACGUCGGCGCAUCUCUCUCGGGCAACAAGCUCCAGGCCGCCCUGGCCGUGGACAGUGUCACCCUGAGACAGGCAGAUUCGAGAAUUGGCAACAUCAGUGUCUCCCUUCUUGAAGGAUGGGUGAAGGACGUCCUUGAGGCUGCCUAUCUACCCGGCAUCAACAAGGCCCUCAGCGUGGGGAUCCCACUGCCCAACCUCUUCAACGUGAGCCUCGAGGGUGCUGAUGUCGACGUCGUCGAUAACGCCUUCGUGAUCUCGCAGACCCGCAGAGCAGCCUAG